Hemibagrus wyckioides is the source of this 5485-nucleotide messenger RNA. RefSeq names its product oxysterol binding protein-like 10b (gene osbpl10b). Lineage: Eukaryota; Metazoa; Chordata; Actinopteri; Siluriformes; Bagridae. The transcript has 12 exons. The record is from RefSeq and is a predicted model, not a curated record. Gene Ontology annotation, cellular component: intracellular membrane-bounded organelle; cytosol; membrane. The coding region runs from base 210 to 2477 and encodes 755 amino acids. Gene Ontology annotation, molecular function: cholesterol binding.
ACUCCCGCUGAAACAAGUGAGGGAGGGAAGGUGGGAGGGAGCGAGAACACACACUCACACACACACACACACACACUCCACCGAGUGAGCUGCUCCGGAGUGAACGGAGUCGGACGCAGAGAGCCUUCACUCGACACCGCGGUCAUGUUCCUGCGUUACGGUUUCCUUUAACAGUUCGCUGGAGGUUGUUGUGUGCGGGUGCGUGCGGGAUGGAGAAGUGCGGUGCGGCUCGCUGUGGCAGCGCUAAUAAGCGCAGUGUGUCGGUGGAACGCGGCCGGAGAGCAGCGGCGAGCGGAGCGCAAGCGCGGCCCGGAGCUCCAGUGCCCCAGAGCUGCAGCGGGAAAGCGGAGCAAAACCUCCGGCGAGGACUGGAGGGAGUCCUCAACAAAUACACCAAUCUACUGCAAGGAUGGCAACACAGGUAUUUUGUUCUGGACCCUGAGCUUGGUCAACUGCAGUACUUUCUAAACGAACAAAGUAAGAGCCAGAAACCACGGGGCUCCUUGCCUCUGAUUGGCUCUUCUGUGGCCCCCAGUGAUGAGUUUCCAUUCAUGUUCACAGUCUAUGCUGUUAAUGGAGAGCUCUUUAAGCUGAGAGCUUGCGAUGCUUAUGAGCGGCAGCAGUGGAUGACCCAGCUUCAGAUCUGUGCCCGUCGCCAUUCAGAGGGCAGCGCCAAGGGCUGCUCUUUAUCCUCGGCCUCCUCCUCCUCCACGGGCAGCCGGACCCGCAGCUGCUCCCUACUCCCUCAUCCCGCUCCAUCUUGCUCCUCCACUGCCACCCAGAGGCAAAACCUCCCGCAUGGGCACGGGACCCCGAGCUCCAUCAUCACCAUCACCCACCACAAAUCACCCACGAGUGGGCACCGGGCCUGCAGCCACAAUCCUGCCCGUCUGCACCAUGUCAAAGAGGUCAUGUCUCAGGCUGAGGGCCAGCAGAAGAACCUGCUGCACUCCAUUGAGUCUCUGCCGAGCCGUGGGCCUCUCUCCUCACUCGAUCCUGACCUGCUGCUUCUCAAGGCUACGUCUGCAGCCACGCUAAGCUGUCUAGGAGAGUGCCUAAGCAUCCUUCAGCACAAUGUCACCCAGGCAGCCCGCAACAUCACCACACACACACCAGGGCUGAACACAGACAGCAAUUCAGGCUGGUCGGGGGCAAAACCUACAACAGAUGAACCAGUGGAGAAUGGAUCAGUGAUGGGCCUUUCUAACUCUACCACUAACAGAGCAUCCCCAUCUCCUGCACACAGGAGCAACAAGGAAGUGCACAAAGGUUCUGAGCACUUCAAUGCAAACACAGUGGACCCCAGUGAGGAGAGCACAGACACUGAGGACAAUGAGGAAGAGGACCUGGGAGUGCUGGAUGAACAAAGGAGUAUCAUCCUCCACCUGCUUUCCCAGCUCAAACUGGGCAUGGACCUCACACGGGUAGUACUUCCUACCUUCAUCUUAGAGAAGCGCUCUCUGCUGGAAAUGUAUGCUAACUUCAUGGCCCAUCCCGAUAUGUUCCUGGCCAUCACAGCUGGAACAACACCAGAAGAGCGCAUCGUGCGAUUCGUGGAAUAUUACUUAACUGCCUUCCAUGAGGGACGCAAAGGUGCUGUGGCCAAAAAGCCCUAUAACCCAAUACUUGGUGAGAGCUUUCUGUGUAGCUGGGAUGUCCCUCAUGAAAAAGUACGGCCUCUUAGGACCAACACUUCUGUCACGGCACCUUCGGCUACGCCCCCAAGCUCAGCCAAUCCUGAUCACUGCUACCGGCUGCACUUUGUGGCUGAGCAGGUCUCGCACCAUCCGCCGGUCUCAGGGUUCUACUGCGAGUGCAAGGAACGUGGAAUGUGUGUCAACGCCCAUGUCUGGACGAAGAGCAAGUUCAUGGGCAUGUCCGUGGGCGUGUCUAUGGUCGGAGAGGGGGUACUGCACCUUUUGGAGCAUGAAGAACAGUACGUGUUCACGCUGCCCUGUGCCUACGCCCGCUCUAUCCUCACUGUGCCAUGGGUGGAGCUCGGGGGAAAAGUGUCCAUCAGUUGUGCCAAGACUGGCUACUCUGCCACCGUCACCUUUCACACCAAACCCUUCUACGGGGGAAAAGUGCACAGGGUGACGGCUGAGGUCAAGCACAAUCCCACCAGCACCAUCGUGUGUAAGGCUCAAGGAGAGUGGAACGGUACCCUGGAGUUCACAUAUAGUAGUGGAGAAACUAAAGUGAUUGACACAUCGAAACUGCCAGUCAUUAAGAAGAAGAUCCGCCCACUGGAAAAGCAGGGCCAGUAUGAGUCCCGGCGGUUGUGGCAGCAUGUGACCGCAGCGCUCAAAACCGGAGACAUCGACACAGCCACGGAGCACAAACACCAGCUGGAGGAGAGACAACGCAGUGAGGAGAAGCAGCGAACAGCCACCAACACCGCCUGGAAACCCAAGUACUUCAUCAAAGAGGGAGAAGGCUGGGUCUAUCACAAUCCUCUGUGGAAGACUAACUGUUGAGAAGAGAAAAAGUAUCAUGAGCUAGCUGUCUGUCACGGAGCCCAGCCCACCGAUGGGCGGGGCCACACAGGGAGAGUGCUGGCCAGCCAAUAGAACCAGAGGAACCGGACUUCACAGGAGCAGGAAAGAGCCUGACCUUUUCCUCUGAGUGUUAAAGGUGCCAACCCCCACCCAAAUAUUCCAACCUGAAAGAACAACCACCCACUGCAGCAGAUCCUCAAAGAGCUGUCUUUCUGAUCCCGAUAAAGCCUUCGACUGGAGACGUGGAGGUCAAACAGUACACAAUGGAAAUAUUUUGCAUUCUUCUUUUCUUCCUGAAUCGAAAUUUAUUAAUCCGUCCAUGCUUCCUGAAAGAUCAGCACUCAAGUUUCCCUUAAACGGAACAACCCCGGACACUUUGAACACUAAUAGACAAUGAUAUCUGUGCUGAAAGCGUCAGUCCCGAUCAACCACUUCAAGCUUCACGUCAGAAUGUGUUCAGGGUGCAGCAAAAUGGGAGCAAAAGCCUAUUUUUAGACCCACGACUGCAUGUUGAAGUGAAUAUACUACAGGCUUGUGUGAAAUCACUGAGCAUUACAUUAAUGUCUGAUGUAAGUAGUCGUGAAAGUGACUGUAAUAGAUCUCUUUGCGUAAGUGUUCUGGUGAUCAGUCAUAAGAGAAGAUUAAACUUGUAGCUCUCGGAGUAGCUGCUCAUAACAUUCCAGCAUAAGGUCUAAAUAAAUGAGGUUCCAGAUUUAAUCCACCGUAACGCGAGACAUCCUGACGCAAGGAUGAGCCGAGAAAACGACAGCCUACGACGACUACUUUAUCGAAAGGUCAGGACGGUUUCAGAGCCUUGAUAACGAGCUCAGUCUGACAAUAUUGUGGAAAACGUAAAAAAAAUCCUUCCUUAGAAUAGCAGGUCUCGUUUUUGAGAAAAACCAUUCAAUUGAAAUUCCGUUCAGAAUGAUGAUUUAUGGUUCCGUUUGCUGGUACACUUCUUUAAGCAUGUUCUUAUUAGUUUGUAAAUUCAUUGAUAGUUUUGUACAGGGGUUUAAGACUGCAGUAAUCACAGAUUCAUGGUAUUCAGAGACACAAAACCACUGUGUGUAUGCUGUAUGUCUUGGCACACACUUCCCCACUUCCAGCCAGUUUAUAGAGGGAAAACAAAUGGUUGCUAACUCGUUAUUAGUUUGUAAUCUUUAGAAUUUACUACAAAUCCCAGACUAAACCUUUAAUGAGCAUCUUAGAAAGUCUGAGACAUCUUCAACUCUGUCCACUGAUCAUGUUUUUCUGUUUAUAAAUUAAAAAUGUUUAAAAAAGUUGGCUUUGGAGAUACACAACCCUCGCAGGCCUUAUGGGAAUGCAGCAUUUUUUCUGCACGUUUGUGAAUUAGGGAGAAAAACUAAAAAGGUGGGGGCAAAUAAUGUAGAAUAGAUGGGCGAGACAUGUUCAGUGCUCCAUGUUUAUGUGAAGAGUCUUAGGCGAAGUGACGUAGAGCAUCGUAAUGUAUUCAGAGCUUAGACCAAACACUUUGUGCACCAAUGUAGAAACUAUGCAACAUGUUCAUUUCACCAGAUCCAGGCAGGGAGUGGACGAUAACUUCCAUUAGUACAGUCUUAACGUGUGCUAAAAUAAACAUUUCUGUAGAAAUACAUGCUGGUUUUUUUGAAACUGAAAAAGGAGACGGAAUAGAAAUUGGUUGUAAUUGGAAUAUAAAUUGUGUAUUCAUGAUGAUUAGGAUGUCAGUGGCAUUUCAAUAUUCUGUAAACAAGCGUGUGUGCUACUUCUGUGUACGUGUAAAGACUCUUCAAUGGAUGAUGUAAAAUGUCAGUGAGGAACCUGGUUCUGGUUAACAGUCUAACACACACACAAACACACACUAUUUUCUAUUUUUUUUUUACUAUUUCUCAUUUUAAAAACAACUCCCUUAACUCUAAUGGGAUAAAAUAAAAUGGCAGAUGUUGAGGGUUGCCAGGUUUAACAGGUCUAAACUUGUGCUGCCAUCUAGCGGACACAAGACAUUCAUAUAGAAUGAAAAUAUUUUUUUUGUAUAGUAUGUAUUCACUUUCACUUUUGUCCUUACAGAGAAAGCUCAGAAAUCCAGACACCCAGAAUAAACCAAGAUUAAAUACAAAUUAACCGAAAAAAAAGUAAUAAAAAUAAAUGAAGAAUAGACAAGCUAGCAUUUAUUCGGUGUUGUGUAGUGGUUGGAACGACAAUGCAGGCUUUACGUGUAUGACUGCUGGAGCAGCAUGGAACCUUUAAUAUAAGAACAAUAUUAAAACUAAAACACAAGUGAACUUUUUUUUUUUUUUAAUGAAACGGCGGUGUACCAUUCAAUAGCGAGACAGACCAAAAGCAGAGGAGAGAAAAGAGAUGAGACGUAAAAAAGAAGUACAAACAUGGCGACUGGUGAUAAGGCAGAACCUUUCAUAUACUCCUUUAAUUUCAAAGGCAUCGCUGAUUCUGACAACAUCAUCCAUUUUUCCAAACCGUCUCACAACCUUCUGGAAGAAAUCCCAACUUAAACACCGCACCGUUUUGCAUUUUGUGAUUUGAUGCUGCCCUCGUUUUUCUACUACCAUUUUGUUCUUAUAAAUAAAUAGCUCUCGAGUCUAUUAAUUAUGAAAUAGAUAUGUUGUUAAGCAGAUGGCUGUUAAAUUGAGUCGGAAUUUUCCUCAGAAAGUACUAAAAACUGCCCUUCUGUUAACUCGCACACAAAAGAUAAAGUAGAGGCAGCGCAUGGAGGGAAGGGAAAACCAAGAAAAAACAUGGAGCAAGAGAACGAACCAAGAUUCAGAAAUAUGAUGAGCGUUAAAGCUGGCUGUCUGCCAGGAGCGAAAAGACAAAAAACGGAAAACGUGAGAGAAAUGCAAAUUUGUCACCCGGAACAGAAACGUUAUCACUAAGAAUACACACUCGUCACCUGCAUGCUACUCAGUAGUGGAUCCACUUUAAGGUGAACUAAGCCAAAAGUGCACAAGCUAAUAAUGCAGCAUUGUAUAAAAAAAAAAAAAAACCUACAA